Anthostomella pinea is the source of this 804-nucleotide messenger RNA. Lineage: Eukaryota; Fungi; Ascomycota; Sordariomycetes; Xylariales; Xylariaceae. The record is from the annotation of a GenBank genome assembly.
AUGGCACCAGAGAGAUUUCAGGUCGGUUGGUACCGGUUCAUACCGUUCCUUGGAUACCACCAUGUUUUGAUGAUCUUGAUCGCAGUCUCUAUCAUAUUACUAUCACUCCUACUAGCAGGUUGCUCGUCAUCUUCACCACUCAUUCCCGACAUCUUCCUCCUAUCCAUCUACUACCAACCAACAACGGCGGUGCCCGACACCUCCCAAGUCGACUACAAUGUCCACCAAGCAAUAAGCAACAUCGUCGGGAGCGCACACCUCCAGGCCCGUGUCGGGUACUUUGGGAUAUGCAUCAACCCCGACGGCGGCUCAUGGCUGUGCAGCAACAACGCUACGGCACUCGCCAACGAGGUGGCCGUCGACCAGGACCCGCUCAACUUGAUCUGGCUGGCGAGCCAGUUCAAGGACAUGAUCGUGUUCCCGUACCUGAUCAUCAUCGCCAUCAUCUUCGCCUUCGUGUGCUUCCUGCUGCUGGCCACCUUUCCCGGCUGGCACGAGGAGGAGGACAGCGAGGGGUCUGACCGCGAGAUCAAGCCCUUCCCCAGCCGGCCCGUUUCGCAGAUCGCGCUGGCCAUCAUCUUCAUCGCCUCCAUCUUCGUGCUGGUGUCGGUGCUGUGGCAGCACACGGCGUCGGUGGCCGCCUCCAUCAUCGCCCAGGACUUCGGCAACGGCAGCGUGCUGUCGGGCAUCGGGACCAGCGCCAUGGUCAUGGGAUGGUUCAGCUUCACGCUGCUGAUCAUCGUCACCAUCGGUCUGCUGGUCAUGAUAUUGAGCAUCAGGGUGCUGACGCAGCUGGCGGACUGA